This is a messenger RNA of Xenopus laevis (African clawed frog), 3165 nucleotides long. Its product is annotated as gastrula zinc finger protein XlCGF57.1. NCBI's taxonomy places the organism in Eukaryota, Metazoa, Chordata, Amphibia, Anura, Pipidae. The transcript has 2 exons. The record is from RefSeq and is a predicted model, not a curated record. Bases 746 to 2407 code for a protein of 553 amino acids.
UAUAUAGUGUAUAGGGAAGGAAUGUCAGACUAGAGGAGGGCAGGGGUAUAUAGUGUAUAGGGAAGGAAUGUCAGACUAUAUAUCAUUAUACUGUGGGAGCAGCAGGAGAGCCGGGGCUGCAAAUUGCUAAAAUCAGUCUGAUCUGUAUAACAACACUGAGCUCCUGCCGACCUCUGACUCUCUCCUUAUACUCACUGUACUAAGUACUAUCAACAUCUCUGUAAUUCUACUGCUUGUACUGCAAUGGGACUGUAACCCACCAACAAAAUGGCAGCACCCCCACCUUAUAGAGUCUGAUACUAAAGCUGUGGGCUGAACUCAAACUGGCCAAUAGCAUUAAGAAAGGAAGGAAGUGACUCCCCCAGGAUUGGAUUAUACAUUCCCAGUCUCCUCCCAAUACACAUCCCUCACAGAGCCGAGAUUUAAAGGGACUCACUGGGAACUGUGUCCUGCAACUCCCUUCUCCUGUGUCCCCGACAUUCCCAUCCUCCGCACUCACAUCUCCAGCCUCAUCUACUGGUAAGAAGAAGGAGAUGCAGAACAUACCAGACCACCAUAAAGCACACAGAGGUUGCAAGCAGUAGAAUCCAGGGAUUACUCCGAUACAACCCAACCAAGGAGCAGCUACAGGGUGCAGGAGUGGGUAAAGCACCACCACAUGUAGACAACGUGUUACUCAACAAACAGAACAAGAAUUUGCAAACCAAACAGCACCUGUUCUUUUCAUGAGCAACUUUUUAGAAGAAUGAAAAAUGAGCAGCAAGGAAACAGCCUUCCGGGGCAUCAAAAUGUUAUCAAAGAAGAGAAAAAAAUAAUUUGUGAAGAAUGUGGUAAAAUCUUUCCUUUUAAGACAAAGCUCCUUACACACCAGAGAACUCACACCGGGGAGAAACCCUUCCAGUGUACAGAAUGUGGCAAAUGCUUCUCUCAGAAGCGCAGCCUCCAUGUACAUGCAACUACCCACAGGAAUGAAAAACCAUUCACAUGCUCAGAAUGCGGCAAAGGCUUUUCUGUAGUGCAACAACUCCGAAUUCACCAGAUGACACACACAGGGGAGAAACCCUUCACAUGCACAGAAUGCGGCAAAGCGUUUCUGCACAAGCGCUAUCUCCGGAUGCACCAGGCCAUUCAUACAGGAGUGAAGCCUUACACAUGUACAGAAUGUGGGAAAAGCUUUUCAGAAGGGAAUAGACUUAGUAGACACCAGAGAAGUCACACAGGGAAGAAACCAUAUCAAUGUGCAAAAUGUGGGAAAUGCUUCUCUGAAAAGGCAAGACUUGUGGUACAUGAGCGGGUGCACUCUGACGUAAAGCCCUUCUCAUGUUCAGAAUGCGGCAAAGCUUUUUCUAUCAAAUCACGACUGGUGAUUCACUGGAAUACUCACACUGGCACUAGGCCUUACUCCUGCUCAGUUUGUGACAAAGGUUUCAGUCAAAAAAGUCAUCUUCAGCGUCACCUGACUGUUCACACGGGAGAGAAACGUUUUGCAUGUAGAGAAUGUGGAAAAUGCUUUAAUGACAAAAGCCACCUCAUGAGACAUGAGAGACUUCACACAGGGGAGAAACCCUUCACAUGUUCAGAAUGUGGCAAAUGCUUCUCGGCCAAGAGAAACCUUCAACGUCACCAUAAAACUCACACUGGGGAGAAACGUUUUACAUGUACAGACUGUGGGGAGAUAUUCAGUAAUAGAAAAAAACUACUGAUCCAUCAAAUAGUUCACUUUAGAGAGAAACCCUUCACAUGUUCAGAAUGUGGGAAAGGCUUCUCGGAAGAGAGCAGCCUUCAAACACACCAGAACAUACACACACAGGAGUUCAUGUGCACUGUAUGUAGGAAAGUCUUCACUAGUAACAGCAAACUCUUGAGACAUCAGAAAAUUCAUACAGGAGAGAAACCCUUAACAUGUUCAGAAUGUGGCAAAAUCUUUCCUUUUAAGACAAAGCUCCUUAGACAUCAGAGAAUUCACACCGGGGAGAGACCUUUCCAGUGUACAGAAUGUGGGAAAUGCUUCUCUCAGAAGUACAGCCUCCAAGUACAUGCAACUACCCACAGGGAUGAAAAACCGUUCACAUGCUCAGAAUGUGGCAAUGGCUUUUCUACAGGGCAACAGCUCAGAAUUCACCAGAUAGCACACACAGGGGAGAAACCCUUCACAUGUUCAGAAUGUGGGAAAGGCUUCUCGGAAGAGCACAACCUUCAAACACACCAGAAUAUACACACACAGGAGUUCAUCUGCACUGUAUGUAGGAAAGUCUUCAACAGUAACAGCAAACUCUUGAGACAUCAGAGAAUUCAUACAGGAGAGAAACCCUUCACAUGUUCAGAAUGUGGCAAAUGUUUUCCAGACAAGUGGAAACUUCAGCGUCACCACAAAACUCACAGCAACCCCAAGAAGUUAAACCGUUGAUGUAGAGAAUGGGGGAAAAUGUAUUCCUAUAGCUACAAGUCUGCUCCCCCACAAGGAAAGUCUCAUGGGGCUGGAAGUAUAAAAUGUAGAACUGUUGGCCAUAUAAUAAGAGACUGCUCGAAUGCCUACACUCCCCAAGAAGAUAAAACUUUCAGAUGUAGAGAAUGGGGGAAAAUGUAUUUCUAUGGCUGCAAGUCUCGUGGGACUGGAAGUAUAAAAUACAGAACUGUUGGCAAUAUGCUGUGGUUUUGUUUAUUAGGGCAGGACCCCACGAACGAUUUCGGUGCGAUCCAACGCACUGUGCAAAAACGCAGGCGUCACGUCGGAUGCGACGAAAAUCAGGUAAGUAAUUCUAUUGUCAGAACGUGUUGCAGCGUUGAUGCAACACGACUGUCGGGUGCGACACAAUCUGACUAAAGCAUAGCCUCCUACUAUGGACCAAAACAUAGAAUUCUUUAAUCAGACAGAACUUAGUACCAGCAUUAAAAAUCUUACCGUUCACUUUAUUCAUCGAUGUUGCCGGUGUAAAUUCAAGCCCUGCAAGAUCAAAAAAAGAACCUACAUAAAAGAAUUAUAGAAAAGGUUUAAGACUUUAAUGUAAAGGUUUAAUGUAUUCCGACUUUUUAUCCAUUUCUCUUCUCCUGAAGCAGUUUUUUUGUCUAUCACCACCUCUUAUGUCCGUCACAAUUUCUUCUAGCACACACCUCCCCAACUGCAUUGGGUUAUGCUUAAAUUCAAUAAAAUGUCUGGAAACUUGA